Molecule: messenger RNA, 2769 nt
Organism: Arachis ipaensis
Lineage: Eukaryota; Viridiplantae; Streptophyta; Magnoliopsida; Fabales; Fabaceae
Product: Subtilase family protein
Biological process (GO): proteolysis
Molecular function (GO): serine-type endopeptidase activity
Source: RefSeq, a predicted model, not a curated record
UCUAAACUACCAUACACCUUCCCCCAUUUGUAGGUCAGAUACAUUCUUCAUCUUUCUUCAUCACACCAACAGCUGCCUACCCCUCACUGGCUAAGCUACUAAACCCAACGCCCAAUCGACGCCACCUAAUAUUGCUCACUUCAGUUCCUCCCAUUUCUCCGGGUACAAGAAAACACAAUAAUGGCUUUUACUCGUUCUUUCUCCUCUUGUUUCUCUUCUCUUCUCUUCCUCUUCUGUCUCCUAGCUUCUUUUUCAUCCUCCACUUCUGACGCAUCAUCAUCCGACGCUCCACACACCUACAUCAUCCACGUGUCAAAAUCACAGAAGCCAUCCCACUUCGCCUCUCCCCACCACUGGUACCACUCUAUCCUCCGUUCCCUCCCUUCUUCCGUUGACCACACAACCCUCCUAUACACCUACAACUACGCCCUCCAUGGCUUCUCCGUUCGCCUAACCGCCGCGCAGGCCGCCGCCCUCCAGCGCAACCCAGCCAUCCUCUCCGUCGUGCCGGACCAAAUCCGCCACCCCCACACCACCCACACCCCUCGCUUCCUUGGCCUCGCCGAAUCCUUCGGGAUAUGGCCAGAUUCCGACUACGCUGACGACGUCAUCAUCGGAGUCCUCGACACGGGGAUCUGGCCGGAGCUCCGAAGCUUCUCCGACGACGGCCUCUCCGCCGUCCCUUCCUCCUGGAAAGGCGUGUGCGAAACUGGUUCCGACUUUCCCGCUUCCUCAUGCAACAAGAAGAUCAUAGGCGCCAGAGCCUUCUACAAAGGCUACGAGGCUUUCCGCGAGAAGCCCAUCGAUGAAUCCACAGAAUCCAAGUCUGCUAGGGACACUGAAGGCCAUGGAACGCACACUGCUUCAACCGCCGCUGGUUCCGUCGUUUCUAAUGCGAGCUUGUUCCACUAUGCACAGGGCGAAGCCAGAGGUAUGGCUACAAAGGCUAGAAUUGCAGCAUACAAGAUCUGCUGGUCAAUGGGGUGUUUUGAUUCUGAUAUUCUUGCUGCCAUGGAUCAAGCUGUUGCUGAUGGAGUCCAUGUAAUUUCCCUCUCUGUUGGUGCAAACGGUUAUGCGCCACCGUACUCUCAUGAUUCCAUCGCCGUUGGUGCUUUCGGUGCAGCGCAGCACGGCGUUCUUGUUUCUUGUUCUGCCGGCAAUUCCGGUCCCGGUCCGUUCACUGCCGUGAACAUUGCUCCCUGCUACGGCCAAGAGUUGCCUGAUUUUAAGCUUCCUUUGGUUUAUGCCUCGGAUUGUGGAAACAGGCUGUGCUACAUUGGGUCUCUAGAACCUUCCAAGGUUCAAGGAAAAAUAGUUGUUUGUGACAGGGGAGUGAAUGCUAGAGUUGAGAAAGGUAGUGCGGUGAAGCUUGCUGGUGGGUUGGGAAUGAUAUUAGCCAACACUGAAGAGAAUGGUGAGGAGCUUCUCGCGGAUGCACAUCUUCUUCCGGCAACCAUGGUGGGUCAAACCGCCGGAGACAAGAUCAAGCAAUACAUAAAAACAAGCCAAUCUCCAACUGCAACAAUAGAGUUCAGAGGCACUGUGAUUGGUUCUUCACCUUCUGCUCCACAAGUUGCUUCAUUUUCUAGCCGCGGACCGAACCAUCUCACGCCGGAGAUUCUUAAGCCGGAUGUUAUAGCCCCUGGUGUUAACAUUUUGGCAGGGUGGACUGGGAAGAUAGGACCUACUGAUUUAGAAAUUGAUCCUAGACGAGUCGAAUUCAACAUUAUUUCGGGUACUUCUAUGUCUUGCCCCCAUGCUAGUGGCAUUGCUGCAUUGCUUAGGAAGGCAUAUCCAUCUUUUACACCUGCUGCUAUAAAAUCUGCUUUGAUGACAACCGCUUAUAAUGUCGAUAACUCGGGGGGUAAAAUUAAGGAUCUUGGAACUGGUGGAGAGUCCAACCCUUUCAUUCAUGGUGCUGGACAUGUUGAUCCAAACAGGGCACUCAAUCCUGGUUUGGUUUAUGAUUUGGACAUUGAUGACUACGUUGCAUUCCUAUGCUCAAUUGGGUAUGACAAUAGGGAUAUUGCUGUUUUUGUUAGGGAGGCUCCUAGUUCAGACAUUUGUGAAACUAAAGUAGCUAGGACUGGUAAGUUAACUAGUCCCGGUGAUCUGAAUUACCCGUCUUUCGCGGUUGAGUUUGGUGCGGAUCAUGGCGAGGUUAAGUACAAACGGGUUGUUACUAACGUGGGGCGUUCGGUUGAUGCUGUUUACAAUGUGAAAGUUGUUGCUCCUCCUGGUGUCGAAGUUGUAGUAUCACCAAGCAAGCUUGUGUUUAGUGCUGAAAACAAGACACAAGCAUUUGAGGUAACGUUUACUAGAGGGGUUGGGAAUGCGGUUUCUUCAAGUUUUGGGUCCAUUGAGUGGAGUGAUGGAAGCCACAGUGUGAGGAGCCCGAUUGCUGUAAGAUGGAGAGAAGGACUCUCAGCAUCCAUUUGAGUGAACUCGAGCGUUACACGGAUCUAGCAGCAGAGGUUUCAGGUUAUGGUUUUAGUUUCUUUGUUGGUAAUUUAUGCUUGCUUAUUGUUGUACAAAAGUAUGUAAUAAUUGCUGGGUACUCUCUGUCUUGCAAUUUAAAUGCUAGCUUUGAAGUAGCAGAAGAUGAACUUGUAAUGAGUUAUGAUGGGAUCAAGUCACAUGAAGUGAUGAAAUGGCAUUGAUUAGAAUAGCGAUAGAAAAAAUAGCCGUGGUUCUGCAUGACUGCAUAUUUAUUAUGAUGAAUCAGCCAAAAUGCUAAUCACAUUUUAGUUUGUCUUGCCUUUUCUAGCA